Messenger RNA from Andrographis paniculata, 1617 nucleotides. RefSeq names its product transcription factor NAI1-like. Gene Ontology annotation, molecular function: protein dimerization activity. NCBI's taxonomy places the organism in Eukaryota, Viridiplantae, Streptophyta, Magnoliopsida, Lamiales, Acanthaceae. The transcript is spliced from 6 exons. The coding region runs from base 124 to 1221 and encodes 365 amino acids. The record is from RefSeq and is a predicted model, not a curated record.
UGUUUCAGUUCAGACAGGAGAUUCAUUUCAAGUUAUGGAGCUCUUCUUCUUCUUCUUCCUUGCAGAGUAAUUGAGAGAUUCAGUUGCAAAUUAAUUAACAAGCUAAGCUAGCAUUCUGUUACGAUGAAUUCGUCUGCAGAUCCAUGGAUCCAUGAACAGCUGGGAUUGGAGAACAGCAGCAGGCAGUAUAGUUCGUGCAUGGAUCAGUAUGAUUUCAUGGAUCCCUUUGAUGAAGAAUUUGCAGCAUUUUUUGGGCAAUCAGAUCAUGAUCACCAGCAUAAUAAUAAUAAUAAUAAUAAUAAUAAUAAUAAUAAUAAUAAUAAUAAUAAUAAUUGGGCUUCUCAUGAAACGCUUUCACCUUCUUCCACAACCUUGCUGAAUAAUCAUAAUAAUAAUAUCCCUAACAUCAUUAAUAAUGAUUCCCUGGAACAAUCUUACAAUUUGACAAACAUAAUCAAUCCUGAUUUCAACACUCCUCUCGAUGCUUCUACUUCCAUCCUUAAUUUCGUCGACCAAACUUCUUGGGAACAAAUUUUCCAACAGACAUUGCAUCCAUGUUCGAAAGUCGUCGUGGCUGAUGAGGGAGAGAUUCAUGCAGUUCCUGAAGUUAAUAAGCAAUGUGCAGAAAUGGGUAAUAAUAUUGCCAAGUCGUCGAAGAAGAGGACUCGGACAAGGCCACUGUCGCAAACCUACGACCACAUCAUCGCCGAGAGACGCCGGCGGGAGCAGCUCAGCCAGUUAUUUGUCUCCCUUUCUGCCCUAAUUCCAGGCCUCAAAAAGAUGGACAAAAGCUCAGUUCUUGAGGAUGCAAUAAAGCAUCUGAAAUAUCUUCAGGAGAGCGUGAAGAGGCUGGAGGAGAAAGUCCAGAGGGAGGGGACGCAAUCGACGGUGGUGGUGAAGAAAUCGCAGGUGGUGGAGGACGACGUCGUCGAGGACUCCGACGAGGUCGUGGACGAGCAGGCGCUGCCGGAGAUCGAAGCCCGAUUCUGCGACGGGCAGGUCCUUGUCAGAGUGCAGUGCGAGAAGGAGAAGGGCAUUCUCGUCAAAUUACUUUCCAAGGUGGAGACUUUCCGCAUGACCGUCGUCAACACCAGCGCCAUGGCUUUCGGGAAUGUCGCCCUCGACAUCACCAUUGUUGCACAGCUGGACAGAGAAUUCAGCCUCACCGCCAAGCAAAUCGUGACGGGCAUUCGCGCAGCUCUCCUGCCCGGCUGCAACUAAAAUAUAUUUACGGCCGGCUCGGGCAACGUCGGCCGGAUUAUAGAUGUACUGUAGUUAUCGUUUGUAUUUGGGUAAUUUGAGACUUUUUGAGUGUGUAUGAUAUUUAUACUUUGUAAUUUUCGGGUUUGGGCUUGGGCUUGGGUUUAUCUGUCUUGAGGAACAAAUAAAUUAAAUAGUGGGUUAAUGAAAAACAAACUAAACAAGAGAAUAGAGUAUGUUAAUGGACUGGGCUGGGCCCUCUUCAUAGCCCAACUAUGAAGUCCAAAAGUAACUACAAAACCACAUGAUAAGGAAGAAACAGUGAGUGUACGUUUCCGACCAAAGUACAACUGUGUGAGUGUGUGAAUGAUGAAUUGCACCGACAGAGACAGAGAAGCUGGUCGUAUGUUGCGCACU